Messenger RNA from Mobula hypostoma (lesser devil ray), 6795 nucleotides. Its product is annotated as rab11 family-interacting protein 1-like. Gene Ontology annotation, cellular component: recycling endosome; early endosome; phagocytic vesicle. NCBI's taxonomy places the organism in Eukaryota, Metazoa, Chordata, Chondrichthyes, Myliobatiformes, Myliobatidae. The record is from RefSeq and is a predicted model, not a curated record. Bases 287 to 4840 code for a protein of 1517 amino acids. Gene Ontology annotation, biological process: regulated exocytosis. The transcript is spliced from 6 exons. Gene Ontology annotation, molecular function: small GTPase binding.
CCACACUCUUCCUCUCCCUCCCUCCCUAUCCCACAGUCUCCCUCUCCCUCUCCCUCCCCAUGUCUUUCUCAUCCCCCUUUCCCUCUCUCUCAGUGUGCACUCUGUUAUUCUCCUGUGCCCCUGUCAUUAAACUCCCCACCCUCAGCCGGCCAGAGCACCUUCCCCGCAUGUAGUGUCCGCCCGGUGCGGUCUCCCCGCCCCGCCUGACGUCAGCGGCCCCGGGGUGGGGGCGGCUCCCGGUGCGGCAGCUGGGACUGGAGCGCGGGUAGCGGACACUCCGGAGGCGAUGGCCGGUAGCCCGGAGGCGUCGGCGGGCCAGUACUGGCCGCCCAGCCGCGUCCAGGUGACGGUGCUGCGGGCCAGAGCACUGCGAGCGAAGGGCAAGCAGGGCAGCAGCGACUCCUUCACCAUCAUUCAGCUGGGCAAGGAGCGGUUCUGCACGGGGGUGGUGGAGCGGAGCCUGGAGCCGGUCUGGAGGGAGGAGUGCUGCUUCGAUCUGCCGCCCGGCUGGCUGGAGACCGGCGCCGCCCUGCAGCUGCAGCUCACCGUCCAUCACCGCUCGCUGAUGGGGCUCGACAAGUUCCUGGGGCAGCUCACUCUCCCACUGGCCGCCGCCUACGAGGACAGCAGCAAGAAACCCAGGUGGUAUAAGCUGUCCUCGAAGCCCGGUCAGAAGGAGAAGGAGCGAGGUGAGAUCCAAGUCAGCAUUCAGUUCGUCCGCAACAACCUGACGGCCAGCAUGUUCGACCUGUCCUCGAAGGAGAAGCAUCGGUCAGCCCUGGACAAACUCAAGGACAAGGUCAAGGGCAAGAAGAGGCACGAGAGCCUGUCGGUGGAGUCUGCCUCGGCCAUCGUGCCGAGCAGUGUGAUGCAGAUAACCAGCGACGAGGAGUUCAGUGAGAAGGGAACACCAGAGAAAAAGUCCAAGAAGGGCUUCUUCUCAAAGCACAAGCUUCAAAGGUCAUCACUGACCAAGUCCAAUUCCUCGCUGAGCUCCCAGCAGAGCGUGAAGUCUUUGGAAAGUAUGAGUAGUAACACCGGGAUAACCAACCUGCCAUCUCCGAAAUCCACCACCGCUCCUGGUAUCUUCCAUCCUCCACAAACCAAGCCAAUAGACACCAAUCCAUCCUUAGCCAAGGUUCUGACACACAAGAGAGCUCUCAGCGAUGAGGUGACCCAGGCACUCAUAAGCAAUAUGGAUCACUUGGCUCCCAAGACAAGUCCCAUCUCCAGAUCACUGGUCUGCAUCAAUGGCAGUCACAUCUACAGCGAAGAGCAGUUCUCAAAUUCCACCUCCAGUUUAUUCCCAAAGUCUUCCCCUCUGUCCCGUUCCUUCCAGAGUGUUGCCGCAAAGGCUGGGGAACCUGGACGGCGGAAUUCAUUCACGGGACCUAAUAAGAAGCAGGAGGAAGUGGGCAAUGGGGAGAAUCCGGAGUUCAAGAUGGCGCCUCCGGUCAUCACGGUGAACGAUGAGGUCCAGGUUCUGGGAGCAGAGGGCCGGAAGAAGGAGGCGGUUGGAGGUGCACAGGGGACCAAGCCGGUGCACAUCGCUGCUCCCAUUAUGUCCACCGUGGAGCCCACGAUAAACAGCGCCCCGCCCCAAGCCAAGAAGAGUGGCAUCCUGCUGUUCGGAAGCGACAGCAAGGACUCUGAGGCCAGACGGUCCCGGACGCCAUCUCCUGUGAGGAAAAGCAGUUCGUUGGCUGAAAAAACAAAACACAGUGGAUGGUUUCAGAAGGAGGCCAAUCACAGACCAAGUUUAAACUUUGGAGCUCAAGAGAUGUCCGACGCAUCGAUGCCUUCUCCAAGCACCGCCGGGUCCAUUGGAAGAGGCUGGUCGGCCGUUGAAGCAUCUGCAGCAGAAGAAUUGAUUCCUCCUCCAUCUACACCGGCAUCCGCUGCGGCCACAGCAAGUGCAAGCUGCGUUCACGUACUGGACCCAUCAGCUAUGUCCAGUCCACCAGUAGUCCCAGACAUAGCCAAGCAGUCUGCUGCCUUCCUUUCCCCAGGACUUGAUGCUGAGGUCAAAGAUCAAGAAGUGCUCUCACAAUGGAUCCCCACGAGUGCUGUGCCAGUGGGCGACUCAAGUGUUCAAGUGGCUUCUACUGUGCCAAGGGAAAUUAAAGCAGCAAGUCCGGAGGAAGGUGAUUGCUCCUCUACAUUGGUGCAAAGGGCUGAACUUAAUGUUAAAAUGAGUCCUGUGGUUGCCCAAGUCCACGCCUGGCCCAAAAGUGGCAGCUGUCCGAUGAACUUGUCUGGCUUAAGGACUGAGGAUGAUGAGUCCUCAAAUGUGAUUGGGGACAAUGAAGCUACAGUGGAUGCAGAUUUGAAAACCCAUUCUGUAUUGAAUGCUUUACCGCCAGCCGUGCCUCCCAUGAUGCAAAACAGCACCUUUGGUGACAAGGGCCUCGAAACGAAAGCCAGCCUCGAUUCCCUCACAGCGCAUCUUGAAGAGAUUCCGGGUGAACGACCUGGACAGAGUGAUGCAGAUAUGUCUUCAGUCCGGCCGGAGGGGGGCAGAAGUGUGAGCGACACGGCCAGCGAGGCUGAAAGUGAGCUGCAGGUCGUACCCACAUCCCCGGACAAAGCCCGAGGUGACGUGUGCCCAGAUUCUCCACCUGUUUUGUUUGACAGAGUUGGUGUAGGGUGUGAGGGUGGACUAGAAGGUAGAUCGCAGGACGCAGCCGUGCCCCAUGAGGAGCAACCCCAGCUCAGUGCGGAUCAAAGGAACGUCAUUCCUCACCUGACUGGCCCACCGCCCCCGAAGCCACCCAGGUUGCUCGUGUAUACCAGCCAGGCCGAGGGGGACGGGGACAGGCCCGGCAUGCCGGAAGAUCGACGGGAGAUAAUGAUGCCGUUUGGCUGUGUGGCAACAGCUCUGCAGUUAUCAGAGCAACAGGUGGACCGAGGGUUCGAACAAAGGGCCUCCCUUGUGGUCUCCAGCCCAGCUGCUGAUGAGGUAAAUCCUGAAAGGACUGACUCUUCCUCCACACCGUCUGACGCUGAGGAACCAGUUAGACCAUCAAAUGAGGUGGUAACCAAGGGGAAGACCUCUUGUGGGACCUUUGAGCUGAGCCUAAAUGAAGGCACAGGGUUUGAGCACUACAAGACCUGCCUUUCGAAACUCUCUGCAGAGGGAAUAGACGUGUCAAGUGGCAGUGACGGAAGUUCAAACAAAUGGGAUGUUUUUCAGCAAACUCCAUCUUUGGGGCUAAUUGAAGUCCACCAGGCAUGUCAACUUGUCAAAAUACAGCCGGCUGCGUUGAAAACAACUGCUGGUGUAAACUCAGAGGAGACUGUUUCAGUGGUCGAGGAGAGUCUGCUGACAGGUCUGGAGAGACGGGAGACACUUCCUGAAAGGCAGAGCGGCAUGGCCUGGCCUGAUCAGACUGACCAUUCGGAGCAGGUUUUCCUCUCGGCCAUCGAGGGUCUGACGGGCACGUCUGAUCCCCCACUAAAUGAGCGCGAGGCAAGCAGGGAGGAGUUCUCCGGAGAGCUAAAGACUCAGGUGGAUGAUGGCACGGGGAAGGAAGGGGAGCCUUCUGCGCAGAGGAACUCGAUGGCAGUGCUCACCAUGAAAAUGGAGAGGGGAUGCCAGCAGGACGAGGCUGCGAGUCUCGAGGCCGGGAUCGGCCCUUCACUGUGCAGUGAGCCAUUAACAGCUGGGAUGGAAAUGGAGCAGCACAUUGGGGGAGUAACAUGUGUGUUGGAGCCCUGUGCCGGGGGAGAGGAUUCUGCGUUGAAGCAGUCCGGAGAGGGAGAGGAACUUACCUUGGAACGGCCUGCUAGGGGAGAACAAUUUGCCUCGGGACAGUGGCCCAAGGGAGGGGAGCUCUUGUUGGGGCAGCGAGGCAGUGAAGAAGAACUUGUUUCACAACAGCAGCCCGGGGAAGAGGAACCCUUCGUGGCAGAGAAUUUCCCCACUGCUUCAUGCCCACCUUUGACCAUAAAACCGAACCAAGGACGGGUAACAGGAAAGGCAGGCAUCUUGCCACACGGCGGUGAUCUGUCUGCCGACGACACUGACGUUCAAGCCUUUAAUGGCCAGAAGCCCGAGGUGCAGGGGGAUUCCUCAGCCGGAUCCGUCAGACUUUCCGCUGGCAGUGAGACCUCCUUCGAGGAGGGGCGAAGCUUCAAGGACCUUCACCUCCAGUCCGCGCCACCCCCGCUGCAUGCCACUAACCUCACUGUAGAGCGGACGGGACCUCCUGCACGAAGUAACAAGCCUGUGGCCUUCUCCACUCCUCACCCCGUGGCCGUCACUAACCCUAGAGUAACCGACCUACCCUCCCCCAUCCUGCCCCCCUCCAACGGUGCCCUGCCCCCCGGGGCCACCCAACGCUCGCUGCAGUCCGGUGGUUCGAACGUGGCGCCGCUCACGGUUUUACCUCGGGAGACACGGCCAGCUGAGAUACCCUUCCCGCAGCAGCGGAUCAGCCCUCACCCCGUGAAGCCAAUCACUGCCACGACCCUAGAGGUGACAGAGAAGAAAUCUGGCCGAUCGUGUAUCAGCAACACACUGUCCAGUGGACUGGAGAAACUGAAGAUUGUGACCACUGCGAAUAGCAGCCCUGGUAAAUUUCCUGUGGCUUGGCAGGAGGAUCGGGAAGAAGUAAAGGAAUCUAAGGUGGUGGACCCCGCAGAGCACUACUACCACCUCACACAUGACGAGCUCAUCAAAAAAGUCCUGCAGCAGGAAUCGGAGCUGCGGAAGAAGGAAGAGCACGUGCGAGAUCUGGAGGAGUAUAUCGACCUCUUGCUAGUGCAGAUUAUGGAGCAGAAUCCUAGCAUUCUCCAGUCAGUCAGUGAGAAGAUGAAGAACAAGGCAUUGACCAAAUAAUCCAUUGUGCCUGACUGGGUGCUUGUUGGAAUGACAUGCAAAUACCACAGCAGAUAUAAAAUAAUGACAUUCUUGGUGCAAAAUGAUCUAUUGAGGAUCAUUUUGCAUUAAGAGGGGGCAGCGGUGAAGAGGUGGGAAGGAGGAACGAGGUUCAGUAAAGUCUCGGUUUGAGACUUUGUUUUCACGAUUAAUACUGGAGGCAAAUUGCUUAGAUUUAUAUGCAUAAAAAGUUCUGACAUAGAGCAACUCUUUCUUAGCUGGCAUUGAUGAGUAUACUACAAAACAGAAAUGAUCAAUUCUUCUUUUGCCGUGGCCACAGUAUGACUGCUUUGCGAAAUGAAGCGAAUAUUUGGGGAAUCUUCCAAGCGAGAUAUCUUCGCUAGGCGUGAGGAAAACUUGCAGGUGUUAAACUGCAUCUAACCUGGCCCCCGUGUCUUUGCAAGCCUAUUUAAACUAUCUGAGAUAUUAUAAUUUAAUGGAUUCUUUCUCAUUCACACCUCUCCAGCCAAAUAGUUCUAGUAGUUCGGAAAAGGUAUCUACUGUUGGCAAGAUUAAUUCCAGUUACCCAAACUAAGCUGGCCUGGUGAUUCUCUUUCUUCAGUUUGUUCAGGCUGGAAAGCCCUUGUAAAUAACUAGGAAUGAGAACUAUCCUCUAUGCAAUAUUGAUGCCACACUAUUGUGCUGUAAAAUUAGUGGAAUGGGUGCUACCAAAGACAUACUGAAGCUGAUGCUUUGCCUAUCUGGCCCGACACCAGGCACUGCUUAAAGGAACAGCAUCUCAGUGACUGCAGUUUCCUGUGCCGACCUUUGGAUGCACUAGACUUUAUAAAGGUACCAAGAUCUGUUCAAAGACUGGUCCUUUGGGAUGGUGAGAGAGCAUGAAUUUGCCACUGUCAGACGUCAGAGCACUUUCCAGCAAGGUCUGAAUUAGCAGCGGAGCAAGAGCUUAUUUUUGCCCCUUAUUGCCCACCACCAGCCCCUGGCAUUGUGUAGUGUCUGUGGCGCAAACCCACUGGCUUCUGGUCUAAAUGGUCAAGUCGUGCAUGUUGGGAUGGUGGGAUAGUGGAAGAACACAACUAUCCUUUUGAGUUCAAUUUCUUCUGAGGCAGUUGCGUUUAUUGGAGAAAGAGCUUUGUGGUGGUGCACCUGCCUUCCCAUCGGACGCACGCACACACACUUCAGCAAACAGUCAAGAAUCUGAUCUCGUGAAGAAUAGCUUUUCUGGUGCUUUUUCAUCUUGAAGAAAAAGAUUCACGUUUCAACAGGAACUGUGUUCAUGAGUAGAAGACUGUACCAAGUCUCUCAGGAAAUUGAUGGGUAUUACAGCUGCAGUUAUUUUUGUAAGGGGAUGGGUGGGUGGGGUGGGGAGAGUUUGCUUCAGUCUCUAUGCUGAACGCCAUCUAUAAAGAUUACUUAGAGCACGGUAUUUUUUGCCUUAUUAUAUUUUGUAUACUCUUAUCACGGAUUUAAGUAUUUAAGAGCUGGCUGUUCUCAAAGCAAAUACAUCGAGAUAAAGUUAAAUCCGAGUUAAUUAAAAUUAAAGUUAGAGAUUCGAUAUCCUGAACGAUAUCUUGCAGCUGCUUCUCUGUAGGUCUUGUUAUUAAAUAGCAUUGUGCAGAAGCAUUCAAGAAGCAAGUUAUGAUCACCUGCAAAGUUUCAUUGUCGAUGUAUUGUCUGGAGUUUAAAAAAUAAAUAAAUACAUAAUUAUCGCAAGGGUUUGCUUUGAGGUGGGAAUAUUCUGAAUCAUUCUCCACUUCCUUAAAACCUCAGUGUCCACUGUAGAGAGCCCUACCAUACUUCGCUGCAUACAGCUCAUUGGCAUCUGCCCUAUUAUUAGGUGUAGAAACCUAUUUCUCCAAUUGCCUUUGCUGUGUAACUGGUGUAUAUAGAAAAGAGCUUUCAAGAUUGCUACCUGUUAAUAAAAAUAUAUUAAGAAAUAAUAAAAGUAGCUUUUU